CAUCGUGAGCACAUCGAACUGUAGGCUUGUUUUUUUGGCCGAGUGCUUGUGUAGGAUUGUAUCAAUAAAAGGACACUUGAAGAAUUGCCAGCAAGUAAUACUUCGUGCUAUGGGCUCAUCGAAACGCAAAUCUUCAUUCCGGAUUGAUGAUAUUCUGCAGCAACAGACAGAGCAUCAGAUGGCCACGCAGCGUCAGCAAACCAACACAGUGAUCAAGAACAGUGACAUGGAAGCCACUUCCAGCAACCGAUCAUCUUCUCCGCCACCUGAUCUCUCAGCAUCCACUGUGUCGUCGUCAAACGCUCUGCAGUCUGGCAGGGAGUCGCCCAGAAAGCCCACACCCAUCUACCCUCAAAUGCUCGAUUUGCAAAAGGCACCCAAUCUAUGCUUCCCCAUUCCUGUGGGAUUCCCUCAGCCCUUUUCACCAGCCGCCGCGUACCUCGAGCACUAUGCCAAUGCGCUACACAAAGCAUCGCCACGCCUCUGGCCUUUCUAUCCUCAUCCCUAUGGCGGCUACCUACUCCCACCUUGCGGGUCAAAGAGAAAAGGCGGACAGGUGCGAUUCACACCGCAGCAGACACAAAGUCUAGAGCGAAGAUUCUCCAAUCACAAAUACCUCUCGCCCGAAGACCGAAGACACUUGGCCAUGCAACUGAAACUUAGCGAUCGACAGGUUAAGACAUGGUUCCAAAACAGACGUGCCAAGUGGAGAAGAUCCAACAAUGGUGCAACAACUCUGGACUCUCCCAAUACAGGACCUUCAGACACCCAUUCGGAUGAUAAUGCAACUCCGCCUCUGAAUUUGACUGGACCCAACACGAAAUACAACUCCAGUGCAAAAGCCCAGCAAAAUGAUACUUCAUCCGAUGAGGACGACAAUUUUGAAGAAUCCAACUCACCCAUAAAUGUGUCAUAAUCACGAUCGAAUAGCUCUUGCAAAAUUGUCAGUAUUAUAUAGAUAGAAAAUCCAAUCGAAAUCCAAUAAAAUUCU
Phlebotomus argentipes is the source of this 991-nucleotide messenger RNA. RefSeq names its product hematopoietically-expressed homeobox protein Hhex (gene HHEX). Gene Ontology annotation, biological process: cell differentiation; regulation of transcription by RNA polymerase II. Lineage: Eukaryota; Metazoa; Arthropoda; Insecta; Diptera; Psychodidae. The record is from RefSeq and is a predicted model, not a curated record. The transcript is spliced from 3 exons. Gene Ontology annotation, molecular function: DNA-binding transcription factor activity, RNA polymerase II-specific; RNA polymerase II cis-regulatory region sequence-specific DNA binding. Bases 110 to 916 code for a protein of 268 amino acids.